Molecule: messenger RNA, 4932 nt
Organism: Fusarium subglutinans
Lineage: Eukaryota; Fungi; Ascomycota; Sordariomycetes; Hypocreales; Nectriaceae
Exons: 10
Coding region: 1-4932 (1643 amino acids)
Source: RefSeq, a predicted model, not a curated record
AUGGGCUACGUUCUUCUCGCCCCAUACAAUGACUCCAUGCACUUGGGUCAAGGAUUCAAUUCCUUUCUGCAGCGGCCCUGCAUAGAUGGGGCUGUGAAGCUCACUCAAGCCGACCUUCAGACCCAAGCUGCACGCGCAGGAGGUCCUUCGAAUGUCUCGCAGGUUGUCUCAUACAGUUCACGUUUCGUCGAGAAGAUCUCAGAUGUUGUCAGGAGCAUGAAUAUCAGUGCAGCUUCAUCCAUCAAAUUAGGAACUAUCGAGGUCUCUGGAAACUCCCUCAGUAUCGACGAGGCAAAAUUUGCAGGCAGUGAUAUGAACGCUGUAAUCUCCGUCAAAGUUAUCAAUCAGAUUACAACCGCUGUUCAAAACCCUACUUUCCUGCCGUUGGAGAAGUCCAAGAAUCCGUCGGACCCGCCUCAAAAGAUGACGAGUGAAAGAUUCUUCAAAAUCUAUGGCGAUAGCUAUAUAUCAGGUUUCAUGGAAGGCGGUGAUCUACAUGGAAUCGUGUCUAUGAAAGUCCUUGACGCUUCUAAGAAGAGCAACGUUGAGACAGCGCUGAAAGGUGCCAUGAAUGGAUCUGCUGGGGAGUUCACGCUUAGCGAAGGAACCGCCACCUCUACGAUCGAAGCAGCAGUCCAAGAGACAGAAUCCACGAUAACCGUUAACUGGUCUGGAGGAGGCCAAAUCAAGAGUGACGACGCCGAAUGGACUCUUGACUCCCUAAUUCGUGCUGCCUCCGCUUUCCCGGGCCGUGUUGCAGCCUGUCCCCAGAAAACAUACGCAAUUUUGACCCCCUACAAUCGCAAUCGCAGCUUUGUCAAGUGGGCAGAGGAGAACAACAUCACGGUGCCUGACUUUUCUCCCGUUCAACAGUAUACGCAUGAUCUACUUGACAGUUUCAUGGAGUUUAAGAGUAACCUGGGUCGCAUACAGGCUGUGAUCGCUAACCCUUUGGCAUAUGGGCCAAGUCGUUUCAAUAACCCUGUCAACAUUAACAUCGAAGCACUCGUGACUGAGCGUCAGGCAAUCAAGAAAGAGAUGGCUAAGAUUGUCGGCAUCAUUGACAAACUAAACAGCAACCCGUCGGAGCUUAUCACUGAAGAGGUGCAAUCUCCUGAAGUAUGGGCUUUUAGACUCCCAGUUCUUAUAGAAUCCACAGUUGUGGACACUGGACUUUCUGCAUCACAAACAGCUCGCAUUGUCAAUGGGUUCUGUGAUAACGAUCCAACGCAAGACACGAUUGAGCCUCCUGCCAUGGGUGACCUUGAAAAUGAGAUGAAAGACAGCGUCAAGAACGUGCAGGACAAGGUACAGGAAAAGGAAAAGGAGAUAAAAAAGGAGGCACCAGCCGCCGACAUAUGCUCAGACAGCAUCAAGGAACAUCUCAUCGAGCAGGAACUAGCCUUUGUGGAUGACGAAGACAACAAGAGGAAAUACUCGCAAUACCGCUUUGAUCGCUCGGUAGGCAAGCCAACUGGAGGUUUUUUCGUCGAUGCUAUAGUUCUUGAGAAGGCAAUGUUCCCUGUCUCAUGGCCGGAAAGCAUUGAGAUACGUCUACGGGUGUGGGGCAAUGGCAAAGUGAAGCUGGUGCGGACGAUGUACCAGCAAACACAUCAGACACAUGGCACAAAUAGCGGAGAGACACAGACUAGCAUGAUCUUGGAUCUAGAGGAGGGGGAAGUUGUCAAUCUCGUAAAGCUGGGCAAGGGGAAUGCUCAUGGAGGUAUGACUGGUGUCGGAUUUGUUGAACUGCAGACUUCGAAGAGUAGGAAGGCAAGUGUUGGCUCCGAAGAGCUUUGUGAUGAGGUGAUUGAAUGUGCGCCAUAUGACGGCUGCACGGGGCUCAAAGGUUUCUGGGGUGGCAAGGGGGAUCUCAUUGAUAGACUGGGUCCGAUUUGGGGCAAACAGGACAUUUAUCUUACGAGCUGGGCAGGCCUGGGCUCGCUGGAGCACCCGUUACUCUCAAAGUCCUUCGGCUCUCUUGACGAGACAUCGAUCUCGUGUCAAUAUACACACGCCACCAUGGAAUGGAUUGUUGAGAAUUUCCAGGUCCCUGUACCUCUCGGGGACUGCUCAAUCCACGUCCUUAUCAAGAACCGAAAGUCCGUAGAAUAUGCCUUCAUUAUGGAUGGCGGCGUUGACUCUGGCGAAUAUUCUGCUUCUGAAGCUAUACUCCUGGCGCUAGGUUACGUGAAUAAAUAUCUUGGGACCCAUUACAGCAUUACAAAGAAUAUCCAGUUCAACUUGUGGGUGGUGACUCAUUGGGAUGCCGAUCAUUUUCGUGGCAUGAUGGAACUGAUUGGGGAAUUCACCGAAAAACCAAAGAAGCAGAAAAAGACAACGAAAACGAAAAAGAAAAAUAAGGGAGGGAUUGAAGAGGAAAAGGAGGAGGUGGUGGUGGCCCUCCCAAAGCCAACGGCGCGGAUGGCUGAAAUCUUUGUCAAGGAUCCAAAGUUGUAUUGUGGGCGGUUGGAAGAGCCGUUCACUUCGCAAGUCACCAAACUCGGCUUUAAGUUGACAGGGGGCGCGUCAGCACUCGGGCUUGAUAUGCUCUCAGGGGUCAAGAUCUUUAAUACCGAUGGAAAGCUUGAACCGUCUGUGCUGGAUAAAAGACGUCCACGUUUCUGCAUCAUAGGUGCAGAUGGCUCCGGCAUUUCAGUACCAAAAUUUCAGCAGGGUGUCAACAGAAAUCAGUCGUCGAUCCUAGCUGUGCUAUUCUGGCCUGAGAAUGACGGACAAUGCUGCUUCUACGCUGGUGGAGACGGUUUCCCAGAACUGGAAAGAAAGGUAAUCAACGAGUUCCUCAAGAAAAGCUCUAUUGUCAAGUUAGGCAAUGGACUUGAUCUGAUGAAGCUUGAUCAUCACGGUUCUUCGCAAGAGAAUAUCUAUGGCGGUGACCUUCGGGACGUAAAGUCAGCGCAAGCUAUGAAGCUGGCCAACAUGCCAGUCGGGAUUUUUAAGGCCAAAAACUUCCUGGUUACACCAGGGAAUCUACAUGGACAUCCAACCUAUGACGUCGUCUGGUGCCUUGUUAAUCUUCUCCGCUCAGCGACUGGGGUGGCGGAGGAUGGGAGACCAAACGGUAGAGUUUGGACCACGCGGUCUCCGUAUUGGGCGACCAAGAAGGCUCUAACAACUAAAGACCUCAGUGCGUACCACAACAAGGAUUUGCAAGAGAUCCACGAGAAAGACCUCCAGGCGUAUAAUGAUUAUGCAAAGAAGGAGUUGGACAUCGGGAUGCUUCUAGCCGCUGAAGCUCAACUUAGUCAGAAACAUUUGGAUCGAGCGAAUGCCCUCAAAACUUGGAAGAAAAAGAUACUUCAGCAAGCUGCUAUCUUAGGUGCUGACGUUAUUUCCCUUGAGUUGGACAAUAUCGAGAGGACCAUGCCAUCAUCUGAUGAAGAGGAAGACCCCAAAUCCAUUAAUGCCAUUCAAGAAGAAAAGAAACCCAAAAGGAAAAAAGACAGUGGUAAAGAAGAAGAAGAAAUCACGACAAGCACACAGAUCGACUACACCGAUACAAUACACGAUGAUGUUAUGAACAUCCGUUUUGGAGCACAUGAGAUGUGGAGUCACAUCUGCAACCAGGGUGUUGUGCCUGCACACAUUGAUCCAUUCUUUAUCGUCCACUUCCGUUGGGUCAACGCAGUUUUCGAGCAAGUCGAGUACCUGGGCAGGGAUGGCAGUCCCAAAGUCUACGAGCCUGAGCCUAGCGUCCCGCUUCGCCAAUCGCUGAGACAGCUGGCCAAGAAAAAGGCUCAAGAGCAGAAGAGUACAGGUCCUCCCCUUACAGAAUCCAAAGCUUACAAGAUGGAAGAGGAAUUGUUGGUGAUUCCUCUCACGAAGCAGGAUGGCUUGUUUUACGUGGAUGAAGAAAGCAGCUCCUUCCAUGACAGUAACAACCAGGAAAAAGGUCCGGGCAGUGGUAUCAACCUUUCGAUGUCUGACAUUUCUGUUCCAAUGGGCGAAUAUAAAAUUCAGGCAUUGGAGGACUAUAAAGUAUUCACUAAUAUUAGCGAAAGCAGUGGUCAAGCUAUAGACAAAAUGAAGGGUAUAAGCUCGAAGGGCUCCUAUCCCCUGCAGUUGGGAAACUCUACCUUCAAAACCGACUUCUGGACGGUGGCUUCUUUUGCUACCGGCACAGACAAAAUGCUUCCAUCUGAUGGGAAUACUAUGACAAACAUCGGUUCAACUUUCAAGACGGAGGCGCAAUUUGAGAAAUCGGCUGCAACGGAAUCUACCUUCAUAAGAGGAUUGAAAGCCUUCCCUGGUUCUGGGCUUCAAUUUGAGGAGGACGAAGACGAAGACGAAGAAGCCGAAAGUUCCAUGGAAGAGGAAGUGGAUGAAGACUAUGUUUCCGAUGCUUCUUGGGAAGAUGAGGAUGGCGAGGUUGACAAAGUCCUCAAAGAACUGGAAACCCUUCAAAAGGAUUAUAAAGGAGCCUUUGAAAAGAGCAAGUCCCCUCGUACUAAGGGGAAGCGACAACAAAGAACACUGGAUAGGAUGGCAAAUGGAGUCUCUAGGAUGAAAGAAAUCAGAAAAGAAGCAGAGAAGAAAGUAGCAGCCAUUGAUCCUGCAAUGUUCUUUGGAGACGUCGACGAAACCUCUCAAGCGAUGAUGGAGAAGCUUCUUGUGAUGGCUAUUACUUACAUACCGCCUACUGAAGAGAAGAACCAGGGCAGUGGCGAAGAGGAUGAAGGGAAUUCGGGGGAGGAACAGACAACUAAAAUGACGAAGAACCGAAAAGAGAAAGCUAAGAUGAAGAUUGAAGAGGAGAAAAAGGAUGAUGUGGAAGACGAUUCAAAUUUAGGGAAGAGGCAAUGGAAAAGUGGGAAAGGCAAGGAAACUGAUAAUUCUAAGACUAGUAAAGGCAAGAAAACUAAUAAGUCUAAGAGUGGGAACGCCAAUGACAGGAAGAAGAUUCAUGUCUAA